Callorhinchus milii (elephant shark) is the source of this 1343-nucleotide messenger RNA. RefSeq names its product peptidyl-tRNA hydrolase 2 (gene ptrh2). Gene Ontology annotation, biological process: negative regulation of anoikis; positive regulation of anoikis. The transcript has 2 exons. The record is from RefSeq and is a predicted model, not a curated record. NCBI's taxonomy places the organism in Eukaryota, Metazoa, Chordata, Chondrichthyes, Chimaeriformes, Callorhinchidae. Gene Ontology annotation, cellular component: cytosol; mitochondrion. The coding region runs from base 170 to 688 and encodes 172 amino acids. Gene Ontology annotation, molecular function: peptidyl-tRNA hydrolase activity.
UGAUAAGGCACAACAUCAGAUGCAAGGAUUAAUUAUUAGUAAUAAAAAUUCACAUUCCUUCGCAAACCCCAUUGCCGCAAAGCUGAUUCCAACAGAGAAUUGGGGGAAAUAAUCCACAGGACCCUACAGAAAUCUGUUAAAAAAAGAUCUUCAGAGUGAAACACUCAGUAUGGAGGCUCUGUCCAGCCCUAUAGCUCUCGGUGUCUUGGCUGGUGUCGGGUGUGGUUUAUGCCUGGGCUGGAUGCUUCGUGGACGUUUUUUCCGAUCGUUAAAAGGUCUAACUACUCCCCUGGGACAGGGAGGGCUAAUGGAGACGAGCACCAUGGGGGAGAGUGGAGAGUUUAAAAUGGUCUUGGUAGUUCGCAAUGAUCUGAAGAUGGGAAAGGGUAAAGUAGCAGCUCAGUGCUCACACGCUGCAGUCUCUGCGUACAGACAGCUCCAGAAACGGAAUCCCGAACUGCUCAAACAGUGGGAGUACUGCGGGCAGCCAAAAGUGGUCGUCAAGGCCCCAGAUGAGGAAUCUAUGAUUGAUCUGUUGGCUCACGCCAAAGAGCUGGGGCUCAGCGUGAGUUUGAUUCAGGACGCUGGCCGUACUCAGAUUGCACCUGGUUCACGUACUGUCUUGGGGGUUGGUCCAGGCCCUGUGGGGCUCGUGGACAAGGUGACAGGGCACCUGAAGCUUUACUGAACCUUAGUUACAAGUGAAUUGUACUGUGGGUUCCCAAUGGACGUCCUGGAUUCGAUCUGAAGGAGUUGGCAAAGGCAAAAAUGAUAAUGAACGCUUCUCUGAAUGGGCUCUGAAUCCCCAUCCUCCUGUUUAUCUUUAUUUACAAGACACUGUUGCAGUGCCUUUAAUCAUCCAUUUUGUGUUGAAUAGAGUACAGUAGAUGUGCAGGAUUGACAGCUGCAGGCUUGUCAUUGUUGUAUCAACUCCAUCAUGCUCAAUCCCAACGAUGAGAUGCAAGCCACACUGUGAAGGGAAAGGUCCUGCCAGCACAUCCACUCCAGGCUGUUCAGCAUGAAACAAAUGCACUCCAAAGGGAAGCUCAUUUAGAAAGUACAUGAGACUGUAAACUCACCCUGAGCCUAUCUUUGCAAGUUUACUGUUUCCUUCAGCACGUAAACUCUGGACAGACAGCCAACCCAAGCAAGAAUUUACCAACCAGUUGGCAUGAAGUGUCCAGGGGACCAAAUGACUGGGGUCUUGGCCACGCUAUCACGAACCUCUGCACAGUUUAAAUCUCAGGGUGGCAAACCAUGUUUUAUGAAUUUAUAAUAUUGAACUUUUUUUGGCUUGAUUUUAAAUGAAUUGAUGCAAAAAAUUAAAAGGUAGCUUUUGUCAA